AUGACGGGUAAGAGGACAAAGGCAACGGGAGAUAACCUGGUCAACGCAGGAGCGGCCGAAGCAGCCGGCGAAGGGGGAUCGGGCCAGAUGCUGCCAGCCAACCAAAACGACAUAGAAGCCGCCAGGGAUACUUUGAGCGGGAACAUAGACCAGCCGACUCUUCACCAGCUGCUGCUGGGCGUCCUGUCAGCAGCGCAGGCCAACGCCCCAAAAGCGCCAGCCAGGGAUCCCCGGACAGCACCGCCUCGGGAUCGCUCUCCUGACGUUGUCAUCACAAAAGACGUGACCAUCAUGCCAUCCGCAAGAGAGCAGCUAGCAGCAAUAAGGACGGAAGUUCAAGCGAAUGACGCACCGAAGCUGACAGCCCCACACGAGCAGCGGGAGCAGCUCGACGAAGGAACGCUAAUGCUGCUAGAGACCGCCAUCACCGUGCUGGAUGCGAACGAACCCCAGCUGGCCGUCGCGGGAGAAUGCCUCAAGAUCGCUCACCGCCGCCUUAAGUGCUACUCCGUUGCUCUGGCCAAGGCGGGCCCAGGAGCCAACGGUAAUUUCACGGCCCCCUACGAAAUCUGGCACGGCAGGCGGCGCAACUUCACCAAGCCCGAGUUCAAACCAGAGGCCAUAGAUAAGGGCGACAUAGAGAGUGCAUUAGCUAAAACGCGCAAGUCGGUGGCGGCGGACAGGGACGAGAAUUUGGCCGCCACAGUACUGGGCGCACUGCUCGUCACCGCGGGUUUUAGAGCCCCUCGCCCCGCGCAGCCCCCCCCUGCCCAACGAGACAACACACAAGUGGAGACCAAGAACACCGCCAAGCGUCCCGCACCCGGCCCUGCAGAGCCCACCCGGCCCCGGACCAAGGUCGCCCACCAAGCCCAGGAACCACAUCCAGAUCCAGGAGCCCCUUCGAGGAAUGAACAAGCGGUCCCAGAAGGAAUAAGGGCACGCGCGCAGACACUGCUUGGCCAGGUGCCCUUGGACGCUAACCCCAUGAUCGGCGAUCUAGCUCUGGCGUUGGCAAGCCAGGCGCACAAGGCGCGAGCUAGCAGCACAGUCGCCCAGUACAAAGAGCCAUGGCAGGAGUUCCUAGAUUGGGCAGAGCUACUACACAUUCGGGCGAGCGACAUUUACGACAUCAGGCCAGAGAUAGUGGCCAUGUACCUGAUGCACGUCUACCAAACCGCGCAAGCGGAUGAAGUAGCGCCGUGGGCAUCAAGCGCGGCAUCAUGCCACACUCCAUGCGCAUCGGGGGAAACAGUGCUGCAGCAGCCAGAGGGGUAUCUGAAGAAGCCCGCAAGGCCCACGGUCGCUGGAAGACGGACGCAAUGUGUCCCUCGUUUAAAAGCGGCAGGCUCGGCCCAGUUGGAGACCGGUGAUUAGGCAGUCCCCUCGGAGCGCCGGACGCGCAGCUGUACAGCGAUUACCGCACGGCAAAUAAGUGCCUAUAGAGUAUCGUCGCGCGCUAGGAAUGUCGCCUGGCCAGCCCUGCUGGCCAGGGUGUGGUUCGUGCGUCGCUGACGCUUCAGGUUUGCCCUCGGGGCGGGUGACCAGUGGACGCAGUUAUUAAUGCUGCGUUUAGUUGUCUAGUGCUGUGCGUCAGUUCUUUCGGCCGUGCCGGUGUGGCCGCGCUGGACAGCGCUGCGUGCGCUCAGACCGCGCCGUGUGGCGCUAGACCGCGCUUCGGCGCACACGCGCCCUGGCGCUCCGAGAGCAGCAAUUAGUACUCUGCAGUAGUGUAAGGCCCUUGGCAGCCCCGGUUUCGCCUCGCCCUGUCCUAUCCGGCACCCCGAAUGCAACCGUACAGCAAGCCAUGAAGGCUAUAGGACAUAA
Messenger RNA from Volvox carteri f. nagariensis, 1827 nucleotides. RefSeq lists its product as uncharacterized. The coding region runs from base 1 to 1377 and encodes 458 amino acids. The record is from RefSeq and is a predicted model, not a curated record. NCBI's taxonomy places the organism in Eukaryota, Viridiplantae, Chlorophyta, Chlorophyceae, Chlamydomonadales, Volvocaceae. The transcript has 5 exons.